Molecule: messenger RNA, 705 nt
Organism: Homarus americanus (American lobster)
Lineage: Eukaryota; Metazoa; Arthropoda; Malacostraca; Decapoda; Nephropidae
Product: tetra-peptide repeat homeobox protein 1-like
Exons: 2
Coding region: 1-705 (234 amino acids)
Source: RefSeq, a predicted model, not a curated record
AUGUUGAAAGAGUGCCACUGGCCCUUAGAGAGCCCAUGGAGGUGCCGCUGGCAUGCCGCCAUCCCAGGGAGUGCCCCUGGGAGUACUCCUAGGGGCGCAACUGCCCCUAGCAGGGCCCUUGGGGUCGCCACCAUCUCUGUCAGGACUCCUGGGAGCGCCACCGCACCUGACAGGGACCCUGGGGGUGCAAGCGCCCCUGGCAGGGCUCCUGGGGCGCCAGUGCCCCUGGUCAAUGCCCCUAGGGGUGCCAACGUCCCUAUGAGGGCCUGUGGAGGCACUGCCCUGAAUGGGAACGUCCCUGGGAGCACCGCUGUCCCUGGUAGAGCCCCUGGAGUCGCCAGCACCAAUAACGGGUCUUGGGGGUGCCAACACCCCUGGGAAGACCGCAGGGGGGGGGGGAUGACGCCGUCCAUGCCAGGGCCCCUGGGGGCGCCACCGCCCUUAAGAGGGCCGCUGUGGGUAGCACCGCUCCUGGCACGGUCCCCUGGAGCCCUGUGGUCCCUUGGAGGGCCCCUGAAGGCGCCUCCGCCCCUGGCAGGACCCCUGGAAGCCCCACCGUCCCUCGGAUGGCUCCUUGGCGGCAAUCCACCAAGGGACCCUACCAAGGAUUCUCAGGGGCUCUUUGGCAUGCUUGUUCGCUGUCAUAUAUAUUACCUACUUAAAGAAGUCACUUACUUAACUAUGAUUGGUGGGCUAUUCUAUUAA